AUGCGUACCAUUGAUCACGUCGCAUUUGCCAUGCCAUGUAACUCAGCUAAAGUUGCCAUGGAAUGGUAUGAAAAUGUACUCGGCUUCAAGCGUUUUGUUGUUAAUCAAGAAGACGAUCCAUUUCAAGGAUUCACUGUGCGUGUUGGUUCUAUGGGCAUGCGCAUGUUUUCAAGUGUCUAUUGGAAAUGUUCUGAGACAGGCUGUGGUGAUACAGCAUUAAAGCUGAAAUUUGUUUUUGCUGAAUCAUUGAUUGAUCCAGAUUCAGGUAACUAUCAAAUAUUCAUGUCGGUCUAA
Messenger RNA from Rotaria sp. Silwood2, 294 nucleotides. The record is from the annotation of a GenBank genome assembly. NCBI's taxonomy places the organism in Eukaryota, Metazoa, Rotifera, Eurotatoria, Philodinida, Philodinidae.